AUGGAUUCCUAUCUUCGAGAACAAUUAUCCAAGCGGAUUAUGUUUCUUGAUGGGGCCAUGGGCACGGUUAUCCAAAAGUUACGUCUGACCGAGCAAGAUUUUAGGGGGGAAAAAUUUAAAAACCAUCCAAAAGAUCUAAAAGGAAAUAAUGACAUAUUGGUAUUAACGCAGCCCGAGUAUAUCAAGCAAAUUCAUAUCCAAUAUUUAGAAGCAGGUUCUGAUUUCGUUGAAACAAAUACUUUUAGUAGUACUUGCAUUAGUCAAGCUGAUUAUUCUACUGAGGAAUAUGCCUAUGAAUUAAACAGAGAGGCAUCCAGAUUGGCUAAAGAAGCCUGUGGAGAGAUCACGGCGAGGGAUCCGGCCAGACCAAGAUUUGUUUGUGGUGCACUUGGUCCAACAAAUAGGACGUGUUCCAUUUCUCCGUCUGUCGAGAACCCCGCUUACAGGAAUGUAACAUUCGAUGAAUUGGUUGAUGCAUAUACCGAACAAGUGAAAGGUCUCUUGGAUGGUGGUGCCGACAUUCUGCUGGUGGAAACCAUUUUUGAUACAUUAAAUGCAAAGGCGGCACUUUAUGCGAUCGAUACGCUUUUUGAAGAGGGCAUUUAUCAAAGAAAACCAAUUUUUAUUUCCGGUACUAUCGUUGACCAAUCUGGUCGCACACUUAGCGGUCAAACCGGCGAAGCCUUCUUGAAUAGCGUUAGUCAUUCUUCUCCCCUGGCCAUUGGAUUGAAUUGCGCCUUGGGAGCUGAACAAAUGCGACCGUUUAUUUCCAAUAUUGCAAAGUUCACCAGCUCCUUCGUGAUUUGUUAUCCAAAUGCGGGAUUACCAAAUACUUUCGGAGAGUAUGACGAAACACCUACAAUGAUGGCAGCUAAAGUUGGCGAAUUUGCUAAGGACGGACUUGUUAACAUUGCCUCGAAUUCCGCCUCCAGACAUUUUGCUGGAAAAUAUGAUCGUCUCUGGACUCGAAAUUUUGAAGAUCAACAAAGAGAGCAAUUUCGUAAAUCAAGGGCCCAAGUUGAAAAUGGCGCCCAGAUAAUUGACGUCAAUAUGGAUGAAGGGAUGUUGGAUGGAAAAGCUGCUAUGACCAAAUUUCUAAAUUUAAUUGCUAGCGACCCCGACAUAGCGAGGCUUCCAAUAAUGAUCGAUUCUUCAAACUUCGAAGUCAUUCUGGCGGGUUUGAAAUGUGCACAAGGGAAGUGUAUCGUAAAUAGCAUUAGCUUGAAGGAGGGUGAGGCAGACUUCGUUAAAAAAGCGAGAAUAAUUCGUAGAUUUGGUGCUGCGGUCAUCUGCAUGGCUUUUGACGAACAGGGUCAGGCCGAUGUGAAGGAUCGAAAGAUAGAGAUUUGUGCGAGAUCUUAUAAAAUAUUGGUAGAAGUAGUUGGGUUCAAUCCAAAUGACAUUAUUUUUGAUCCCAAUAUAUUAACAAUAUGUACGGGUAUGGAAGAACACAACAAUUACGGAGUGGAAUUCAUAGAAGCAACUGGGUGGAUAAAACAAAAUUUACCUGGUGCUAAGGUUAGCGGUGGUGUCUCUAAUUUUUCUUUCUCGUUCCGCGGAAUGGAUAAAAUCAGGGAGGCUAUGCAUAGUGUAUUCCUUUAUCACGCUAUUAAAGCAGGCCUUGACAUGGGAAUCGUGAACUCCGGAUUUCUUACAAUUUACGACGACAUACCCAAAGACCUUUUACAAUUGUGUGAAGAUGCGUUAUGGAAUCGGGAUCCCGAGGUAACCGAGAAAAUAUUAGCGUAUGCACAAAAACAUGGUAAAGAUUCUAAAAAGGAAGAGACUGAAGAGGAAUGGAGAAAAGGCGACGUGAAAACAAGAAUUAGUUAUGCAUUGGUGAAAGGCAUUGUAAAAUAUAUUAUCGAAGAUACUGAGGAAGCUAGAAAAAUGUUCAAUAGACCAUUAGAGGUUAUCGAAGGACCUUUAAUGAAUGGCAUGAGCACAGUUGGUGAUCUUUUUGGCGCAGGAAAAAUGUUUCUGCCACAAGUCAUUAAGUCUGCGCGUGUGAUGAAAAAGGCUGUUGCAUAUUUAAUUCCUUACAUGGAAUCCGAACGUCAAGCGCAACUUGCAGAAAACGGCGACGAUUGUGUGAAUAGUAGUCCGGAGUAUGCCGGUGUCGUAGUCUUAGCCACGGUGAAAGGAGAUGUGCAUGAUAUCGGUAAAAAUAUUGUGGGUGUUGUAUUAGGUUGUAAUAAUUAUAAGGUCAUCGACUUGGGUGUUAUGACUCCAUGCGAAAAGAUUAUUGAAACAGCUGUCAAAGAGAAAGCGGACGUUGUUGGGUUAUCUGGAUUGAUCACACCGUCAUUGGAUGAAAUGGUUACUGUUGCAAAGGAGAUGGAAAGACAUAAAUUAAAUGUUGGUGGAGCAACCACAUCCAAAGCUCAUACAGCUGUGAAAAUUGCUCCUCGAUAUAGCCAACCUACUAUUCAUGUAUUGGAUGCCUCGAAGAGCGUUGUGGUGGUAUCUAACCUCUUGGAUAGUAAUGCAAAGGUGGAGUUUUGGGAGGACAUUGCAGAAGAGUACGAAGAAAUACGCGAAGAUCAUUAUGCCUCAUUGCAAGAUCGUCAUUAUUUGACAUUAAAAGAAGCGAGGGAACAAUCGUUCAAGAUCGAUUGGGAAUCGAAUUUUAGGCAACAAGCGCAGAAGGAGCUCGGUGAAUCAUACUUUUGCCUUUCCGAUUUUAUUGCACCAAAAUCAUCUGGCAUACCUGAUUAUUUAGGAUUAUUCGCGGUUGGUAUAUUCGGUGCAGAAGAAUUAUGUAGAAAAUUUCAGGAAGAUCACGACGAUUAUAACGCCAUAAUGACCAAAGCAAUGGCGGAUCGUUUUGCCGAAGGAUUUGCGGAAUGCUUGCAUGAAGACAUUCGAAAAGAGCUAUGGGGUUAUAGCCCGAAUGAAAAUUUGGCAUUAAAUGAUAUGCUGAGUGUCAAAUAUAAAGGAAUUAGACCGGCACCGGCUUAUCCUUCGCAACCGGAUCAUAGGGAGAAAAUUACAAUGUGGAAUCUUAUGAACAUUAAUGAAGAAAUCGGAAUUGAGCUAACGGAAGGUUUGGCCAUGCUGCCUGCUGCUAGCGUUUCUGCUUUGGUAUUUGCGCAUCCAGAUUCUCAAUAUUUUGCUGUUGGAAAGAUUGGAAAAGAUCAGAUUAUCUCUUUUAAAAAAUUUAUUACUAUUACCAAAUAUUAG
Molecule: messenger RNA, 3183 nt
Organism: Acaulospora colombiana
Lineage: Eukaryota; Fungi; Glomeromycota; Glomeromycetes; Diversisporales; Acaulosporaceae
Source: the annotation of a GenBank genome assembly